Messenger RNA from Fundulus heteroclitus (mummichog), 984 nucleotides. RefSeq names its product C-type mannose receptor 2-like. Lineage: Eukaryota; Metazoa; Chordata; Actinopteri; Cyprinodontiformes; Fundulidae. The transcript is spliced from 6 exons. The coding region runs from base 152 to 937 and encodes 261 amino acids. The record is from RefSeq and is a predicted model, not a curated record.
CGUUUUUCUGUUUUUUGCUGCUGCGUCUGCUCUGUGUGCCGUCUCCUCACUUCCUGCACAUAAAUACCAUUUUGUUUAUGAACCAAAGACCUGGAAUGACGCUCAGAGUUUCUGCAGGGAACAUUACUCAGACCUGGCAACCAUCGACAACAUGGACGACGUGAACAUCCUCAACGAGAUGGCGGACUCGCAGCAGAUGGUCUACUCUCCGUACAGCUACAGAUUCUGGAUCGGACUGUAUGACAACUGGAAGUGGUCCACGUCUGAUGGGGAGUAUAGGAACUGGGCGUCUGGACAACCUGCUACGUACCAGCCAGAAGAGAACUGUGUGGCAAUGCAGGCACAGGGUUGGUGGUACGAUGCACCCUGUGACUGGCAAUACAGACCAAUCUGCUCUGAUGGAAGUGGAUCAGACGUGACGCUUGUCCGCAUCGACCUCAUCGUGAACUGGACUGAGGCUCAGAAGUACUGCAGGGAACAUCACACAGAUCUGGUCACCAUCAGAGAUGUGUCGGAGAACCAGAAGGUAAACGAGGUUUCAGGAGGAAAUCUUGUUUGGAUUGGUCUCUACAGGAAGUCCUGGGAGUGGGUGGACAGAAGCAACUCCUCGUUCCAGUACUGGAAGUCCGGGGAACCCAACAACAUCAAGGAGAAGAACUGUGCAGCAGCAAAUUUCAAAGAACCUGGAACCUGGGAGGAUGACAACUGUGAUGUGGAGAAUCCAUUUAUCUGCAACCAAGUUGCAGUUUCACAGAAGGUUCUGAAAGUGAAGCUGGUCACAACCUCCCAUCUGGACCUGGAGGAUCCUGCUGUUCUGGAAAACCUGCUGAAGCAGCUGGUACUGAAGCUGCAGCAGCAGGGAGGGAAGCCAGACGUCAAACUGAGCUGGAGGAAGCAGACGGAUGGAAAGAUAUUCCAUAAAGAAGAUGAUAUGUAGGAGGAUCUUAGAAGCUGAACAUCCAGCUGGUGCAACAGUUAUUUCAC